GUUAGGAUUGGAAAAGAUUCAUCAAUUGUUGAAGCGGGAACGACACGAGCUGCUGGUGGUUAUGAAGCGGAGAAACGGAAAGCUAGAGGGUGCACGGUACGCGUGGGUCACGGUCGCAGGAGAGGACGAAGACUAUCGUCUAGAUUUGGGUAGCUAUGCGUACGGAAGUGCCGGGCAAACUAUGGAGUACAGUCGGGGAGCAAAGUUUUCCACCUCGGAUAGGGACAAUGACGGGACGGGAAAGGAAUGUGCCGAUCAGCUGCGUAGCGGUUGGUGGUUUCGCGAUUGUAAAGAUCCACCAGCAAACACAAAGCAAAGCAACAUUCCCUCUCUUUGCGAUCACCCGCUUCAUCCUUACGAAGGCCAUUUCUACAUGGGGGAUAUCUGCCUGGAGGAAACACGGAUUCUGAUUCGUGAGCUAUAA
This is a messenger RNA of Topomyia yanbarensis, 424 nucleotides long. Its product is annotated as ficolin-1-like. NCBI's taxonomy places the organism in Eukaryota, Metazoa, Arthropoda, Insecta, Diptera, Culicidae. The record is from RefSeq and is a predicted model, not a curated record. Bases 62 to 424 code for a protein of 120 amino acids. The transcript has 2 exons.